Molecule: messenger RNA, 297 nt
Organism: Paramecium tetraurelia
Lineage: Eukaryota; Ciliophora; Oligohymenophorea; Peniculida; Parameciidae
Exons: 1
Source: RefSeq, a predicted model, not a curated record
AUGUAAGGCGACUUUUGUGCAGUAUGCGCCCAGAAACAAAAGAAAUGCCAUUCAGAUGUUCAUGAUAAUAUGGAGUUUUAUUUUGUUACAGAAGAACUAACUCAAUAAGUUGUAAUGGAAGAUUUAAAAAGAAGAUAUUAAACUUCCUCUAGAGAAAAAUUAACCAAAAGAAGGCCUACUAAAAUAAAUGGAUAUAGAACUUUAAAUUAAUAAAGCAAUCUACUAAAUAUUAAUAACAUCUCUAAUGAAGUCUGUUAAUAGAUUAAACCAAAUUGCACUUUAACCAGCAAUUAGUGA